AUGUGUGUUAAUUAUUUGAUACUUCUCACGUUUUUGAAUUCAUUCGUGGCUGCUUCGAAUUAUGGAAGUGCUUCAGAUUGCCCGGCUGCAACGAAAUAUGGAACUGGCCCAGAAACACCAUGUACACAGCCUUCUGAUCCCAAUAAUAAAUCGAAAACCGAACUAGAAUCUUGGUUAACUGAGGAGAUUUUCAAUGUGAGUUAGACUGUGACGUGGACCAAGUGCCCACGCUGUGCUAAAACUCGUGAUUAGUUAUGAUUUUCUAGGAACUCUUCCCAAAAGCAAAUAUUGGUUGGGGACCAAAUAGUUGCUGGCCAUACUCGUAUGAAGCAUUUAUUAUUGCCUCGAGAUAUUUUCCGAAUUUUGGAACUGGAUUAAAUGUGAAUAAUAGUGUCUAUUCUACGGAACAAAACCGGAAAAGAGAUGUUUCGGCGUUUUUUGCGCAUGCGAUUCAGGAAACUGGUGAGAAUAAUAUCGCAUUGUAUGAGUGAGUUUUUUUUUUGGAAAUUAGUUAUGCAGACCUGUCGUUUUUGGGCGGCCGGGCCGGGCCAGCCCUUCAAAAUUCGAAAAAUGCGGGCUUUUUCGGCCCUCCGGCCCUUCUUUUUUUAUAGGAGGCUGUUUCAGCCCUUUUUUCGGCCCUUCAUAAUUUUUUGAUGACAAUUCGGGAUUUUUACAAAUGGAUGAUUUUGCUCAAAUUUUCUGCAUUUGGGCGACUUUCGUAAAUCAGAAUAAGUUAUAUUGGUGUUAGUGCACCAAUAUUUCUUCGAAGUAUUGUUUUUGGUGCAGGAUCGUAAUGGUGAAACACAUGAAUUUCAAUAAAUUUUACUUUUAUUAUCAAUCCACCAUUAGAAACACGAAAUUCGCCAAGUUUCUUCCGCCAAAAUGAAAAAAUUCGAAAGAAACACCAUUGAAAAAUAGUGCAUUUACACAAUAAAAUUUGUUGGAAAGGCCGGGCUGAGCCAGCCCAUUUUCCCUAUUUGGGCUGGCUAGCCCGGCCCUUCACAUGGCUGGCCCGAGGGCCGCAAAUAGCCGCAAAACGACAGGUCUGUAGUUAUGAAAUGGCAGAAAAAUGAAUUUUAUUUAUUUAUUCAAGUGAUUUUUUUUUCUUUUUUUUUUCAAAAUUCAAACCUUAAUUUUCAGCACAAUGAAUUCGACAGCUGCUGACAAUUGUUUCUAUCGUGGCGGUCUCUAUAAUUGGUUUGAAGGUGGUCCAGUCUCCUCAUUCCUCAAUCCAGAAAGCCCUGGUUAUCAACCAGCUGAUGGAGAUGCUUGCAUUAAAUCUGGACUCUAUUGCGCUUCAUCCAGCCAAAUUGAUUAUUUUUACAAAUGCUCCAAUGGAACCAGUGAUUCUACAUCUACACCUUAUACUGGUUGUUAUUUUGGAAGAGGUGCUAUCCAAAUAUCUUAUAAUUACAAUUAUGGACAAUUCAAUGAUUGGUUAAAGACACAGGAAAUUGAUGUGGAUUUGUUGGCAAAUCCAAAUUUGGUGAUGACAAAAAUGAAUCCACCUUUAGCUAUUAUGGCGUCGCUUUGGUUUUAUAUGACACCACAACCACCAAAACCCGCGAUGCAUGAUAUUGUUAUGGGAAAUUGGAAUGCUGGCGAGAAAAAUGAUGCUGCUGGAUACUCUGGCCCUAUCUUUGGACCAACUAGUCUUAUUAUUAACAACGAAUGUACUGGAGAAGAUUCAGCUGAUCCAGGACAAGGUGGAGAAAAUCGAAGAAUCAAAGCAUUCAAAUGGUUCUGCGGAUAUUUUGAUGUUCCUUAUGGCUCAGAAAGCACAUUGAGUUGCAAAGGAAUGCCUCAACAAUUCGACACAAUGUAUUAUAAUCUGAGCUACGAACCUGAUUGGUCAACGUCUUGGAAAGAUCAACCAUGCGAUUGUGCGCCAGCGAGUUAUGGAGGAAUGAUAAAUUACUAUGAUCCGAGUUAUUAUCCCGCGCAAUUUGUGGAAUUGAACGAGGCAAAUCGUGUGAAAUGCGUUGCUAGUGUCUACGCGAAUCCAUCAAUGUACUCUAUGGACAAUUCGACAUCACCUUGUUUGAAUUAUCCGAGUGCUUCUUAA
This is a messenger RNA of Caenorhabditis angaria, 2065 nucleotides long. Lineage: Eukaryota; Metazoa; Nematoda; Chromadorea; Rhabditida; Rhabditidae. The record is from the annotation of a GenBank genome assembly.